Molecule: messenger RNA, 7116 nt
Organism: Melanotaenia boesemani (Boeseman's rainbowfish)
Lineage: Eukaryota; Metazoa; Chordata; Actinopteri; Atheriniformes; Melanotaeniidae
Gene: adarb1b
Product: adenosine deaminase RNA specific B1b
Exons: 12
Coding region: 344-2425 (693 amino acids)
Biological process (GO): RNA processing; adenosine to inosine editing
Cellular component (GO): nucleolus; cytoplasm
Molecular function (GO): double-stranded RNA adenosine deaminase activity; tRNA-specific adenosine deaminase activity; double-stranded RNA binding
Source: RefSeq, a predicted model, not a curated record
CAAAACGUAAGGCAGAAGAAGGGGGCCGACAGCAGGCUGUGAACACUGCAGUGCAUGCGACCGUACAACCGCUCUCUGCCCGUGUUCGCCUUUCUUCAACACCAGCGACGACACGGAGGAAAACAGAUUGUCUGUGAACUGAAGCGGCGGAGAAUAUUCAAUCAGAGCCGGCAAUCCCGACUUUCCGUACGGUGUGUGGAGUAUUCAGCAAGGACUUUGGUAGAUAAAUCUACUGGUACUCCUGAGUUCGUACUCAAACGGUUUUUCCAGUCACAGUCAUUUCUGAAGAGUCAAAGGUGCAGCGGGGGCGCGGCUGCUCUCAGGUCAGAACAAACCUGUCGCCAUGGAUGUGGAUGAAGAAGAGAACAUGAGUUCAAGCAGCACAGACGUUAAGGAAAACCGAAACCUGGACAACGUGUCUUGCAAAGAUGGGGUGGGAGUCGCUGAUCAGCUCCCCAAUGGAAGCGGCAGUCGAAAGCGACCUUUAGAGGAGGGUAACAAUGGCCACACACAUUCCAAGUUCCGGGCCAAGAAACGCAAGAAAACACCGGGGCCGGUCCUGCCCAAGAAUGCUCUGAUGCAACUGAAUGAAAUCAAACCAGGUCUACAGUACAAACUGCUGUCUCAAACAGGGCCUGUCCAUGCACCAGUUUUUGUCAUGACUGUGGAGGUUAACGGACAAAUGUUUGAGGGCAUGGGCCCAACCAAGAAGAAGGCUAAAUUGAAUGCAGCUGAGAAAGCACUGCGUUCCUUUGUCCAGUUCCCCAAUGCAUCCGAAGCGCACCUGGCCAUGGGCCGAACGCUGACAGUGAAUACAGACUUUACAUCUGAUCAAGCCGACUUUCCAGACAUGCUCUUCAAUGGCUUUGAGACACCAGCUGCACCUGAAGAAUCUUUCUUUUUAGGCUCCAAUGGUACAAACUCACUAGGGGAGUACCCGCUACCCACACCACCUGGUAGCAACCUUGUUCAGGCCCCACUGCCCCCUCCAUCUGCAUUCAGCUCACCUUCCACUGGCAAAAACCCAGUCAUGAUCCUCAACGAGCUCAGGCCAGGCCUCAAAUACGACUUUGUGUCAGAGAGCGGUGAGAGUCACGCCAAGAAUUUUGUGAUGUCAGUAACAGUGGACUCACAGACAUUUGAAGGCUCAGGGCGCAACAAGAAGCUGGCUAAAGCCCGGGCAGCACAAGCUGCCCUGUCUGCUCUGUUCAACAUGCAGCUAGACCAGACACCAUCCCGGCAACCCAUACCAAGAGAGGGGUUGCAGCUUCACUUACCCCAGGUUCUGGCUGAUGCCGUCUCUCGUCUGGUGGUGGAUAAGUUCAGUGAGCUGACAGACAACUUCACCUCCCCCCAUGCAAGGCGAAAAGUCUUAGCAGGAGUCGUCAUGACAACAGGGACAGACGUGAAGGAAGCACAGGUUAUUUGUGUCUCCACGGGAACCAAGUGCAUCAACGGUGAGUACAUGAGCGACCGUGGCCUGGCGCUCAACGACUGCCACGCUGAGAUAAUCGCCCGACGCUCGCUCAUCAGGUACCUCUACACUCAGCUGGAGUUCUUUCUCAGUAACAUCAAAGAAGACCACCAGAAGUCGAUAUUUAUGCUGUGCGACAAGGGAGGCUACAGGUUAAAGGACAACGUUCAGUUCCACCUCUACAUCAGCACCUCGCCCUGCGGAGACGCCAGGAUUUUCUCUCCGCACGAGGCCGGAGUGGAAGAUCAGGGAGACAGACAUCCUAACCGGAAAGCAAGGGGCCAACUAAGGACCAAAAUUGAGUCGGGGGAGGGCACCAUCCCCGUGAGGUCUAGCAACACCAUCCAGACCUGGGAUGGUGUGCUUCAAGGAGAGAGGUUACUCACCAUGUCCUGCAGCGACAAGAUUGCAAGGUGGAACGUGGUGGGCAUCCAGGGCUCUUUGAUGAGCUAUUUUACAGAGCCACUCUACUUUUCCAGCAUCAUCCUUGGCAGCCUUUACCAUGCUGACCACCUCUCCAGGGCCAUGUACCAGCGCAUUGCAGAUAUUGAAGACCUACCCCAGCAGUUCACCCUCAACAGGCCUCUGCUCAGUGGUAUCAGCAACGCUGAAGCCAGGCAGCCAGGCAAGGCGCCAAACUUCAGCGUUAACUGGACGGUGGGCGACCAGGCUCUGGAGGUGAUCAAUGCAACCACGGGGAAGGACGACAUGGGCCGCGCUUCACGACUCUGCAAACACGCCCUGUACAGCCGCUGGGUGCGCCUGCACUCCAAGCUGUCCUCCAUCUUGCGGAUCAAAGUGCUGAAGCCCAGCUCCUACCACGAAGCCAAGCAGGCAGCCACAGAGUACCACUCUGCUAAGAAGGCGCUCAUCAAGGCCUUCCACAAGGCCGGGCUGGGGGCCUGGGUCAAAAAGCCCAUCGAGCAAGACCAGUUCACUCUCAGCUCCUGAGGGAGUCUGGGUACCGGAUGGUGUGGGAUUCCCAAUGCCCCCACCACCACCAUUCCCCCCUCCCUGACCCAGAGCUGAAAGCCAGAGAGCCCCUUAUUUACGUCCAGGCAUUUACUUUCCGUCCUCAUGUGUCGGCGACGCACGAGCACUUUGUACUUGCGUGGUUUCACAAACUCAUCACUCUCAUUCCUCAGAGGACCUCAGCCUCAUGUCUUUACUCAUCAUGUUGAUUUUUAACCUUUUAAUUUUAUCAUAUUGGUGUUUUUCCAUCUGCUCGUUUUCUGGUUUUAAACUGGAAUCAAUGUUUUUUCACCACAUAGUUGUUUGUUUCCCAGAGAAAUUAUGGUCCUUAUGCUGUAGGUGUGGACGUUGGAGUUAUACAGUUUUGUCUUCUUGAUCAAUGAGUGUAGCCAGUUUAGGGUGAAAUGUAGCCUAGAAACAAGAUAUUUUUUGCCUAAAGCUAAUGUGUAUGGACCUAAAAAAGAUCUCUCUAUAUAUAUAUAUACUUGCUAAAAUUAAGGACUAUGGUCUGUAAUUUAAUGAUGCAUAAAUCUUCAAGAUGUAAAUCUAGUACAGAGAAGUGAACAUAAGAUAGCUAUAACAUAUAAUGUGUGUUAUCUGAUCCGUUCCGUAGGAUAAGACUACCUGUUCUUAGCCCCUGUAUUAAAGAUGAAAAUGUUCUGAAAUAUCGUCGCCCUGUUUGAUUCACUGACUUGAAAGAUAAUCCAAGGCAGGUGUGACGACAGUUUAGCACACUCUGUGUUUUUUGUCUUUCAUUACUUCAAGUAUUUGUUUCAUAAGUUAUUUUCCAUCACUGUCAUCUCAUACUUGAAAACAGCGGGGGUGGCUCAUGUGGGCUCCUCCCCACGCCUGGGUCUGGUAUAAAAACUUUGGGAGGUGCUGCACGUUGUAUUUUUUUAUUUAUUUUUUUCCUUGAUUUAAGCCAUGGCUUUGCAUGGAAACUGAACUGAGAGGCUUGCAGAACAGGAUACAUGUGAUGGGGAACUCCAUGCAUCUAUCAGCGAAUGAUUUUGAAUGAAUGCCAGCAACUUCCUCCACAGGCAGCUUUGAAUCUUUGUCUCUAUUUUCUAAAUUUUUUUCUGGUUGAUUGGUUUUGGGGUGGAAAGGACUGUUUUUUGUUUUCCUUUUUUUCUUAAAGGGUUUCAGGAUUGGGGAUAAUACACAGUGGUAAUAGUAACAGUACAACAAAACCUCUCAGAACUUGUAUAAUGUCACUUGGCUGUGAUCCAUUAAUAUAUGUGCUGCAGCACCACAUACAGUACAGUAUAUAAAGUUAUAUUCAAGUGAUGCCAGUCUGUAAUGAGUGUGAUGCAAAUAUGUUGUAGUCCCUUCAUACAACUCCUUUUGGAAGCACUUUCACAACAUUGAAGUAUUAUGCAGUCCCUGCAUGAACUUGACUCAAAAGUUGUAUGCUAAUAUCCGAAGCCAGUAGUUUACAACCAAACGUCUAUGCUCAUUUUGUACCCCUACUAGAAACUAAGGCUCCGUUCACGCAACCGGCCACAUUGUUAGAUUCUGAUUUAACACAGAUCAGAUUGGAUGGUUUGCAAUCAGAAUUACAAAAGUCCUACACCUUAUUGUCAUGUGAAUCAACUGCCUACUGAAAUGGUGCACAACAAAAAGGUCAUAUUCAUAAGACUCCUCGGGAGAUUAGAAGAAUCGUUAAUAUUCUGAAAUGUAAUCUAUUGCAGAACAUUUGUAGAUUAUAUUUGUCCAGCUUUUUAUGAAAGAAACGCAAGAAAAGCUAGAUGGCUACCUUUUGCUAAUUUAGCAGCUAUUGCUAGCAACACUGCAGGUUUACAACAUUAUUUGUUACACACCAAGGGUUUCGUUCACAUCACCAGGACUAUCCAAAGGAUGCUUAGAGUGGAUUUCAUGGGGCUAACUGUCUUUACACAUGUACUGAGCAUUAUCACCAUUAACCUGCAGCACUGUUACAGCACUGCUAGCUAAACUACUAAAACAGCAUAAGCUAGCUACCUAGCUAUUCUUGUCCUCAAUAUUCUCUGUGUAACUGAAAAAAAGUUUGCUCUUUACAAAAGCUACACAUGAUCCACAAAAUUGCUACAGUAGACUCAAGUUUGUGGUCACAAAGUUGCCCUGAUAAGAGCAAACAUUACAUUUCACAAAAUCUCCUAGAUUAGUUAUUUACUUGCAACACUGCAGCCCUUUGUCUCUUGCUCUGUUAGCAUUAACCAGCAUAACAAACGUUAACUGUGUCAUGUUAAGCUGGAUGGCUGGAUGGUGAUUUUGUUGUUGGGAAUAAAAUCCAUCGUUUCCUCAGCCGUGACAGCAGGUCAUUUCUCCUCUGCGCUCUGAUUGGCUAGUGUUUCUCUCCGAUGUGAAUGCACUGCCGUCAGUGGACAAACGAUGUCAACCAAAACCCUUUUCUGUGUUGCUCUGACAUGCACAGAAAUAACACCUCAGCAGUGUUGGAGGGUCUACUUCUGGUGUUAGCCCGCGUUAGUCUAUGUCUCACUUAGUGGUGUCAUUCAUGAACAAUUCAAUCUUGCUGUGUCUCGUCUCCUCUGGCACAGAAUUAUGAGGCCUGUUUCACUUCAGUGAGGUAAAAGUCAGAUGAAAUGUGACGUUACCGUUCAGACUGAGGUUUAAGUACUACUUAUGAAAGUGGCCCGGGUUGGAUUAGCAAAAACUAGAUUUGUGCUUUUCAGACUAUUAUAAUAAAUAAAUAAAAAUCAGAUUUGGGCCUAGUGUGAACGUAGCCUUAUGUCUCAAGGGGUCUUUUUUUUUUUCUGUUGUGGCAUGCAAAGGGAAUCUAGUGAGAAUGUGCACCGUUUCAGUGGACAGUUUACAUAAAAGUCAUAUGCAAGAUGCUUGUAGCCGUGGUUACAAAUCAUUAAGUCCAAUCUGUGUUGGAUUUUAAUUGAACAAUGUGGCCGGUAAUGUGAAUUUAGCUGAAGUGAAAUUGACAGUUAAUCAGAAUAUUAUGUAAACUGAAAAAACAAAUAGGAUUUCAGUGACUUCAGCUGGUAAUGUGAAUGUUGAUUUAGCUGCAUAUUCUUUGUGAAUUGACUUCCAUGUUUUAAACUGGUAAAUGAAGACACUUUUCCAGGUUAUUGCAGUGAAUUCCCACUUCCAGCUGUCAGAAAAAUGUACGAGUGUGCAAUUUAUGUGUGUGCUCAGGUGUCUUUAAGCAUACUCAAGUCAAAUUCUCACCAAAGAUGAAGAUGUCCAUGUGUGUUUCUGUCCCAGUGUUUUCCUUAAUGGGAAUUAUUUUCUAAUAUCUAAGUCUGCCAUCAACCCUUUACUGUCAGGUUUUUGUAUAAACACACAAUGUACUAUUGCUUUGUACAAAAAAAUUAUGUAUUCAGUUCCAGAUGGGGGAAAUUGAAUAGUCAGGCUUCUCUAAUGCAUUUGUAGCUGUCAGUGACCACAUGUAUAUCGUGACCUGCGAUCAUUAUAUCUGCAAUAUAGUAGUUCUGUGUAGAUAAGGAACAACAAAAUGGCAAAUCUUCUUCCCUGUUAAUCAAACCGUCUAGAAAACUGUUCAGAUCUUUCCUGUGUUGCUGGGAUUGUGAAGAUGUUACUGUUCCCGAGUAAGUAUUUGUGGUUCUGUGCGACUCACUGGGCACCAUAAAGCAUGGCACUAACACUGCCGGGGUUUAACAUGCUUCAUCCCCACUGUAGCUACACACACACACACACACACACACACACACACGUACGUAUAUAUAUACAUGAAAGGGAAAAAAAAAACGGAGGAAAAAAAACUGCACUGUUAAGUGCCUCAGCUUAAAGUGGCAUCCACCAGCUGGCACUUGUGAUGUCUAUAUAUAUAAAUAGGAUGUAACUUUUUAGCUUUUUGUUGUUUUUUUUGUUUGUUUGUUUGUUUUUGUUUUGUUUAGUGUUUUGUUUUUUUCAGUUGAUAGAAAAAAAAAGAAAAGUAAACAAAAAACAGGAGUAUCCCAGAGUUGAGCUAAAAGUGGAAAACCUUAAAAUUUGGUGUUUAAAUAAAGGAAAAGAUGGAGAACAGUGGGAUACAGUGUUCCCCUAACAAAUAGGACCCAGACCAAAGUAAAAAGCAAUACAUGGAUUUCUCCUUUAAAUGUCAGCCCAUCACAAACAGGACCCUGACUGAUGUUUCCCUUUCUCCGCUCCUCUAGUCUUCUCUCUGUUCCUCUUUUGCUCUGUUUCAUCUCUACAAAGCUGUCUGGGGAUUUUUUUUUUUUUAACUUGUAUAUUCCCCUCUAAACAUUGCCUGCUCCUAGAGUUUUAGGGGUUUUGCUUUUUUGACUGCACUAAAGAUGUCAACUGAUGAUGUCAUAAUUUAAAGAAAAGCCCAUAUUUAUGGUUUAGAUAGAUUGAACUAUCACAGAAAGAACUGCUUCUGCUUUCAAACCCCUAGUGAAUCCACAACGAUGGCCAGUGCACACAACUCCUCCGGGGGUUAUAUUUUUGUUUUUGUUUGGUGGCCCCGGAUUGGUUGGUUUUUGCUCGUUCUGGAUUUCUGUUCUCCUCCUUCUCCAGCUGUCUACUGUGUGAAAUCCUCCAUCAACAAAAACCACAACCUUGCAUGUACUACCAACACUGAAGCUGCACCUAGCAUGAUGACAAACUUUUAAAGGACUCUGUAGAGAAAAAAAAAACGCUAACAGCUAUAGAUAGAUCUAUAAAAAUCAACAAAAGAGAAUAAAGGAGUUCAUAGUUUA